AGAGCGCGAGGGGACAACAUGGCGGAGAAGAACCGUCAGUAACAACACGAACAACACAAACAACACGGUGAUGACAGCUGACAUGUCAUCUCCCUGAGUCACCGACUCGUUCACGGUCCGUCGCUCCUCGUGUGGGAACAUGUCGGUGAGCGCCUCGUGCGAGUCGGUGUGUCGGGAGAGGAGCGUGUCGAGUCUCCUCGCUGGUCGUGUGGUGAAGAGGCUAAAGCAGGACGAGGGUCAGCGGCUGCAGGAGGCAGCGAUCCAGCUGCUGGAGCAGCAGCAGAACCUGAGUGCUCUGCUCCGGGAGGUCGGGAAUUUAGAUGAGUGCAAUCAGAGCGGAGAGCUCAGAACUCCAGCAGCGCCUGAAGGCAUCUCGUCUGCCGUCGCAGGAUCUCUGCUGGCGUGCGAGCUAAGGCGUCAGGCGGCUCGGCUCGGCGUCCCCGUGGCGACGCUGUCUGUCAAGACGACGCUGGAGAGACUGACAGAGAUCACCAGACCUGAGGGAGACGAGGACGAGAGGCGAGAGCUGCUCACGUCCCCUCAGAGAGUCCAACUGUGUGUCCUGCUGGAGUCCAGCAGAGAGCUGCUGUCGCAGGGAGACCUCUGCCCCAAACUGCUGUGGCAGGAAUACACCAGAGACCAGAGGUCACCUGAGCUGGAGGUGGUUUAUCAUCUGCACCGUUUCAGCAUCCUCUCUCUACAGUACAUUUUAGAGAGUGACGGAGGCCUAAGGGUUCUGUUGGUGUCUCAGCUGAAGUUACUGUGCAGCUGGACUCCUCCACCGGAGGAAGAGGAGACCAGACGAGUUCAACUCAAAGUGUUGUCAACGGUCGCCGGCGUGUUGGUGGGAGGCGGCUUCGAGCCGAGUCCUGAGGCAGCGGCGCCAGACAGGGUGACGAGGAGGGGGAGGAGCUUCUCGCCGCUCUGCUGCUCGCUGCUCGACGAAAUGCUCUUCUGGCUCCUGGACACUGUGGACCAGAGCGGGACGUCACAGUCUGCUGCAGCUGAGCUCUGGAUUCAAAUAUUUGACGCCUCAUUAUGUGGUGUUUCUGCGUCGGCCGACGCCCUCCAGAGUUUCUUCACACACUCGCUCACACAAGUUCUCACCUACAAGCCUCGACUGACAGUGUCGGACGCCGUUGCUCUGCAGAACGAGUGGACCUUUGCAAAAGCCAGCUGCUUGUUGACCUCUCUGUUCCGUAAGCUGGCUGUGGUCUUCAGUGUGGAGCUGCUGCUGCGUCGCCUGCAGCAGGUUCUGGAGACGCACGAGGUGAACUGGAAACACGUCCUGUGCUUCCUGUCCACGCUGCUGGUGUACAACCCCUGUGCCGCGCCGAGCCUCCGUGAGCUGCUGUCCAGGCUGCUGACGUCUGCCUUCGAAGGCUACGACCUGGAGCACAUGAUCACGGCCUUCCUGUUGGCCCGACAGGGGGCGCUGGAGGGAGCCGCCGUCUUCUCCUCCUACAGCGACUGGUUCAAGAUGUCUUUCGGUGGCAGCAGUGGUUUUCACGCGGCGAGUAAGAAAUCUCUGGUGUUCCUGCUGAAGUUCCUCUCGGACCUGGUUCCCUUCGAGCCGCCGCAGUACCUCAAGUUUCACAUCCUCCACCCUCCGUUCGUCCCCGUGAAGCAUCGCGGACUCCUGAUGGAGUACGUCUCUCUGGCCAAGACCCGACUGACUGACCUCCGGGAGUCAGUGGAGGACAUGGGCUUAUACGAGGAUGUUUCUGGUGCAGGUGGAGCACCAACACAGCCUCAGUGUCAGGCUGCUCAGGACGUGGAGAAGGCAGAGUCUCUGUUUGAGAGCACAGGGAGAAUCUCUGCCACCGUCAUGGAGGCCAGUAUUUUCCGGAGGCCGUAUUUCCUGAAACGAUUCCUUCCCGCUCUGCUGACGCCGAGAGUGCUUCCUGUGAAACCUGAUGCUCGGAUGAAUCUCAUCGAAGCUUUGAGAAAAGCAGACAAGAUUCCGGCGCCUCAGUUCUCGUCCUACGUGGAGUCUUGUCAGAAACACAGACGACAGGAUUUGGGUGUCGUGUGUGUGGACACCGCUGACGGUCCUCUGGACGUCCUGACGGUUCAGCUGCAGGAGUUCAGGACGCUGGUCGUCGAUGGAAAUGAUGGAGAGACGAUGUCUCAGCUGUCGAGGAUCUCACACACGCUGAGCGUCGUCUUCCCCGGACGUCCUGAUGAAUUCAUCCAGCAAACGGUCGUCAGAGUUCACUUAGGUGCUCCUCUGUCCCCUGAGCUCCACGUCAAAGUCGUCAACUUGAUCCUCAGAAACUUCUCCCAAUGCUUGUUAGACGCUUCCCGAGCAAAACCUCCUAACAAACAGAACCAGUGGGCCUCCAGGUUCGUCAGCAUGUUGCUCGGUAACACGCAGCUGAUCUCCAGCCUCAUACACAGACUUUGGGAUCUGCUUCAUAACCAGGGCUCGUCGCUGACCUCCGCCCACGUCCUUGGCCUGGCGGCGUUCGUGGUCCACCUCCAUGCCUCCUCGUCCCAGGGGCCUCUGGUCCAGCUGGACCGACCCAUUGUCCCGCCCCGUCCGGUCCCGGUGGGAGAAGCUCUGAGUGCAGCGCUGACGUGCAGCACACGCACCAACAUGAUCUUCUGCAUCAGGUUUUGUGUGGCAGCUGUGUGUUAUGGGAUGUGCAGAGGAGACUCGCUGCCUCAGCAGCAGGAGUACGUCCUCAGCAGCUUCUAUAAGAAGCUUCUGUUCCUCGUCCCGAGACUGUUGCCCGAGGCCCGGCGGACUCGUCAGGUGGGUGAUGAACGUCAGGAGGAGCAGAACCUGUGGGGCGGAGUCACACACUCCAGCUGCACCUGGAGGACGGCGGCUCGGCGUCUGUGGACGGACGCCGCUUUUCAGCAGCUGCAGGAGACGACUCCACAGUAUCAGCUGUCGUUCUCUGAUUGGCUGCUUCACGAGCUCAGAGUCCAGAGGAGCGACGACACCCUGACUGACCCAGAACGUCAUGAGUACCAGCAGUGGGUCUGUCUGGAGCUGUACUGGCCUCGUCCGGAGGAGCAGGGCGGCUGCGGAGGAGACAUGAGGAUCCUCUGCUCUCGUCUCCUCGACGCCGUCAUGGACCAGCAGUUAAGGAGUCUGGAGCAGCUGGACGAGCGAGUGUCGGCCACAGGAACAUGUCUGCCAGACAUCAUGUCAAGAUUACAGGAGUUUGUCUAUGAGAUGGAGGCGACCAGCGUCUGCGGCAGAGCUGACGUGUGCGAGUUCCUGUUUGAGUUUGUCUCUCGGAGAUGCUCCGGACCGACAGCGAGCUCGGACACCCAGAGCGUCGGCUCGGAGCUCGGCCUGCAACACACACUGAACACCUGGAACAGAGUCGUGCUGGCGCUGCCGGCGCCGCUGUUCGUCCAGCUGAAGGCCGAAGGUGGGAGGACGACUCUGGACUGUACUAGGCUGAUGGAACACAUCAACCAGCAUCAGAGGAAGGCGUGUUCUCCCGCCGGGUCCAUGUCCUUCCAUCUCACCACACACUUCCUGAGGGGUGUGUUGUGUGCCAGCGUGUCCUGCGGUCGUCCCAGGGAGGAAGUGGACAAGGCCUGGACUCAGAUCAGUGUCCACUGUCCUCUGCUGCUCACCUCCACCGUGCACUGGUGGGAGCAUCUGUCCCCGGUGAUGUCGUCGCUGUGGACUCGUCUUUGUGAUGGAGAUCGUCUGUCGCAGCAGCUGCAGCUUCUCACCGACUGUCGUCACUGGGCAAACAGUGUAGUAAACACUAACGGCCCGUCGCCAGUGGCGAUGCCUCCUGCUCCAGUUCUGCUGUUGGCCUCCAGUCUGCAUCGGGCCUGGCAAGGUGGUGGUGGGGGGCGAGGCCAGAGCCUCGGCGCCGCCCUGAACAUGCUGCGACCCGAGAGGGGAACACAGAACCGACAGGUUCUGGUCUUCCUGCUCUUCCUGUGUGUGAACGACCACCUGUCAACUCUGCUCCACCCUCAGGACGACAGUGACCAGAGAUCCAUGACUUUAUUCUCAGACCUCCUGUCCGUGUUGGUCGACUCUGCCGAUUGGCUGCUCAUCUUCAAAUCCAGCGAACAAGGUGUUUAUCAGUCCGUUACCCUGGUGACGACAGAUGAGUGUACUCGACUGAUGCCCUGGGCGUUCUACAGCCUGCUGCUCCAGCAGGGGGCGGAGCUGCUGCACAGAGCCGUGCUUUGUCCCGGCUUCCUCCACGCCGCCGUCCUCUGCUACGUCCGCCUGCUGCAGCUCUUCCUGGACGGAAGAACGUCUGUUUCCACCGCCGAACAACAGCAACAUCAGCGUCAGUCGGAGCCGUCCCAGAUCCUGAGCCGGGCAAAGUCGUUCCUCCUGAGAGCCAUUUCACAGACGCCUCCCGCCACAUUGUCCUCCGGCCAACUCAGACGGCUCGAGUCCCAGUGCGCAGACCUGGAUCCAGAGGUGGCGGCUGCUCUGUCCAUGCACCUUGCUGCUCCGAGCCUCAGCCCGGAGAUGGACUUCCUCUGAACAGCUGAGAGAAAAACUUAAGACUCUUCUCUUUACAGCAGGUACAGUAUAUCUGCUGCACAGAAACAUGUUCCAGAUUUGACAUGUGAUGUCAAAAAAACUGUUGAUUCUCAUCUUUGUAAAGAAAGUCUACAUUUCAUUUUCUUCUACUUUUUAUUUUUUUUAACAUAAUUCACACAAGUUUACACAUGUACGUCUGAAGCCCUUUUUGAGACACUGACAGAAAACUGAGUGAUGUAAAAACUCAGCCACACGAUGAGGCAACAUCCAGGUGCCUCACGUGCAUUGGGACAACCAGAAUGUUGCAUUAUGGGACAAGAAACUCACGUGGGUCACACAGUGAGUUGUGCAGUUCAGCUCUAAAAUAAAAUAAACGUGUGAAGCUGUAAAAUCAUCUUUGACUCAGAUCUGUAACAGAAGAGCUUGUUUCUUUAUUUUUUAUUAAAUCAAAUCCUUCAACAACAAAAAAAACUA
Messenger RNA from Scophthalmus maximus (turbot), 4957 nucleotides. Its product is annotated as Fanconi anemia group A protein. Bases 140 to 4483 code for a protein of 1447 amino acids. The transcript is spliced from 40 exons. NCBI's taxonomy places the organism in Eukaryota, Metazoa, Chordata, Actinopteri, Pleuronectiformes, Scophthalmidae. Gene Ontology annotation, cellular component: Fanconi anaemia nuclear complex. The record is from RefSeq and is a predicted model, not a curated record. Gene Ontology annotation, biological process: interstrand cross-link repair.